Centropristis striata (black sea bass) is the source of this 1874-nucleotide messenger RNA. RefSeq names its product myb/SANT-like DNA-binding domain-containing protein 2 (gene msantd2). The coding region runs from base 22 to 1692 and encodes 556 amino acids. NCBI's taxonomy places the organism in Eukaryota, Metazoa, Chordata, Actinopteri, Perciformes, Serranidae. The transcript has 4 exons. The record is from RefSeq and is a predicted model, not a curated record.
CCCCUUAGCAACAGAGGCAACAUGGCGGCGUCCAGCACCGCGGAGCAUUCUCCAGAGAUAUCGACGCCGUUAAAGAUCCCCAAAACCGAGGUGCCGUCCCCCGAGUCGGAGGACCUGAGCGACAGCAACCAGUACCAGUCCAACCCCUCCACCCCCAACCGCUUCUCGCCUCUGAACGUGGGCUCCGGGAGCACCGCGGGCCGGACGGCGGCCUCGUCCUCCUCCAACAGCUUCACGGCUUGCCGGGGGAUGUCGUGGACGCCAUCCGAGACCAACGCGCUCAUCGCGGUGUGGGGCAACGAGCGGCUGACGGAGGCGCGGAUGCAGCAGCUGGAGGUGGCGGGCACCGUGUUCUCCGGGAAGGCCCCCGGGCCGGCCAUGUACGAGCGGGUCUCCAGGGCGCUGUCGGAGCUGGGCUACGAGAGGACCCCGUCCCAGUGCCGGGAGAGGAUGAAGACGCUGCGGCGCUGCUACAGCCGUGUGAAGGAGCACGGCAUCGGCAAGAGGAAGAGCAGCUACACCAUCGAGCAGCUGGAGAAGGUGUUCGGUCAGGGAGGCUGGGACUCCCAGAGCUGUGCCCCGGUGCUGAUCAACAGCAGCGGCCUCUACCAGGAGAUGGAGUCUGACGGCAGCACGCUGGAGGACUUCUCCCAGGAGGACUGGUGCAACCAGGUGCUGGACUCGGCCUUCCAGGAGGGAGACAUGGAGACUGAAGAAAUCCAGGUGCCUAAAAACAGAGCUCUGCAGAUUCAGAUCGAGCUGACAGAACAAAUACAUAAAAGGGACACGAUGCAGACUGUGAUGCGUAUCCUGGAGUCGGUGCAGCUGAAAUGGGAACACUUCCAGACGUGGACCGAGUUCUCCCGCCUGCACCUCUCCAACAAACUGGCCAUCUUCGGCGUGGGCUACAACACGCGCUGGUGCGAGGACGUGCGCUACCACUACGCCGAAAUCAGCUCGCAGGUCCCGCUGGGCAAGAGGCUCCGCGAGUACUUCAACCCGGAGAAACCGGAGGGCCGCAUCAUCAUGACCAAAGUCCAGAAGAUGAACUGGAAGAACGUCUACUACAAGUUCCUGGACAUCACCAUCAGCGAGGCGCGCUGCUUGGAGCUGCACAUGGAGGUGGACUGGAUCCCCGUGACCCAGUCCAGAGCUGCAGGCUGCAGCAAAGGCACAUCCCACUACCUCCUCCCCGGGGACCUCCCCAAGGCCUACGGACUCUACGCCAUCGGCUUCGAGGCCGUCUCGUCCUUUAACGACGCCGCGGUCGCCCCGGGCGACGGCGAAGACCACAGCUUACCUCAGUGCGAGCCGGAGAACGGAGCGCACAGUAUGGCCGACGGAGAAGCUGCAGAGAAAUGUGACAGGACCGGGGCUAAAGUCACGUACUGCUACCUCGGCAUAGCGGAGGACAGGACCAUACAGCAGAGUCUCUUCCAGCAUUUCCAGGGUUACGGGAAACACUUUGUCCAUGGCGAGCCCUCGGCCGUCACGCGGUUCCUGCAGGAGCACUGCCGCGGCGCCGUCACGCAUCAGAACGGCGAGGGAGGCGAAGACCCCUCGCAACAUUUUGCCAUUUACAUAAAAUUCAUAGAGGUGGAGCUGGACUUCCUGUCAGCGGGCUCCCUGGUGGAGUGCCUGGAAACUGCCGUGGGUUAUUCUUUGAGAUACAACAACAAAGAAACGUCCUAACUACAGACUACAUGCUAACUAAAGGUACAGGUGUGUCUCAAUAAAUUAGAAUAUCAUAGAAAAGUUUAUUUAUGUCAGUCAUUAAAUUCAAAAAAGUGGAAAUAACACAUUAUAUAGAUCCAUUACACACAGAAUGAAGCAUUUAAUGUCUAAAUUUAAUUAAUUUCUUCUAAUUAUAAUGA